AAAAAAAAAAAAAAACCAAGAAAUGAUUUUGGGUUCUUGGUUCACGUUCGAUUUCUGGUAACUGCAGGCCCAAUACUGUUCCUCAACCGUCACGGCUCUCCUCUGCGUCGGUGAUUGGUAGGUGAUUGGCAAGGAAGAAAAUGGUGGCAUCUUAAUUUUCCCUGCCAUAACCAAAGCCCUAGACUCAUCUUUCUGAGCUCCUAAAACAAGCUAACACACACUCCCGAAAAGGAAAUGGGUGAAACUAAGAGAAGGCGUGGCCGAAAACCCAAAACCGCAACUGAUGAAGAAACCGUGCCCCAAGACUGCACCACUAUCAACGCCACCGCGGCCUCCAAAAACGACGUCGUUUCAGUCCCUACCACCUCCGAAGCUGCUAAUACCAGCGAUCCGGAUUCCGCAGGGCACUGUCGCAACCGACCCAAGAAGAUGAAGCUUAAGGCGGCAUCACCGGAGCGCCGGAGCUCUCGGCUCGCCAAGUUGAACGGCGAUUGCGCUCCGACGAGCUUGGCGAUGGAGGCCAAGUGGAAGAGCGUGGUGAAGGUUGUGCCGUCCAUGGACGCCGUUGUGAAGGUUUUCUGCGUGCACACAGAGCCGAAUUUCUCGCUGCCAUGGCAGAGGAAGAGACAGUACAGCUCCAGCAGCAGUGGGUUUGUCAUCGCGGGACGGAGGGUGCUUACAAAUGCGCAUUCCGUGGAGCAUCACACCCAGGUCAAGCUCAAGAAACGUGGUUCUGAUACGAAAUACUUGGCAACAGUGCUGGCUAUUGGGACCGAGUGCGACAUUGCGUUGUUGACGGUGAGUGAUGAUGAAUUCUGGGAGGGAGUUUCACCUGUAGAGUUUGGCGAUUUGCCUGCACUGCAAGAUGCUGUAACUGUGGUUGGCUAUCCAAUUGGAGGUGACACAAUCUCUGUGACAAGUGGUGUUGUUUCACGUAUGGAGAUACUCUCUUAUGUUCAUGGUUCAACUGAACUCCUGGGACUGCAGAUAGAUGCUGCAAUAAAUUCUGGGAAUUCUGGUGGACCUGCUUUUAAUGAUAAGGGAAAAUGUGUUGGGAUUGCAUUCCAGUCUCUGAAAAAUGAAGAUGUGGAGAAUAUAGGAUAUGUAAUACCCACCCCUGUUAUUCUGCAUUUUAUCCAAGAUUAUGAAAAUAAUGGAGCAUAUACAGGAUUUCCAAUUCUUGGAGUUGAGUGGCAGAAGAUGGAAAAUCCUGAUCUGAGAAUGUCAAUGGGGAUGGGACCAGAUCAGAAAGGUGUGCGUAUCAGAAGAAUUGAACCCACUGCUCCAGAAUCUUACAUUCUGAAGCCAGCUGAUGUCAUUCUUAGCUUUGACGGGGUCAACAUUGCCAAUGAUGGAACAGUUCCAUUCAGGCAUGGGGAGCGCAUUGGUUUCAGUUACCUUGUCUCUCAGAAAUACACUGGGGAUAUAGCUGUUGUAAAGGUUCUCCGUAAUUCCAAGAUACUUGAAUUUAAGAUAAAACUUUCGACUCAUAAGCGGCUUAUUCCAGCACACAUCAAAGGCAGGCCUCCUUCUUACUACAUUAUUGCUGGAUUUGUUUUUACUGCUGUUUCUGUCCCCUAUCUUCGUUCUGAGUAUGGUAAGGAAUAUGAAUUUGAUGCUCCAGUCAAGCUUCUGGACAAACAUCUACAUGCUAUGGCACAGUCUUGUGAUGAGCAGCUUGUUGUUGUUUCUCAGGUUCUGGUGUCUGACAUUAAUAUUGGAUAUGAGGACAUAGUUAACAUUCAGGUUCUUGCUUUCAAUGGUAAGCCUGUGAAGAAUCUGAAGAACUUGGCCAGCAUGGUUGAGAGAUGUGAUGAUGAAUAUCUAAAGUUUGAUCUGGAAUACCAACAGAUAGUUGUGUUAAAGACCAGCACUGCUAAGGCAGCAGCCUUAGAUAUCCUCACAACACAUUGUAUACCUUCUGCAAUGUCUGAUGACCUAAUGACAUAGAAAGUUUUAGUGAAAGGUAUUAUAUCAAUCAUUUUCGAUUUUUCCCCCCCUUUUAAUACAAAAAUUCAAAUCUUGUUGAAGAAUGGAUGGAGAGAG
Molecule: messenger RNA, 2046 nt
Organism: Gastrolobium bilobum
Lineage: Eukaryota; Viridiplantae; Streptophyta; Magnoliopsida; Fabales; Fabaceae
Product: protease Do-like 9
Exons: 9
Coding region: 235-1950 (571 amino acids)
Biological process (GO): proteolysis
Molecular function (GO): serine-type endopeptidase activity; protein binding
Source: RefSeq, a predicted model, not a curated record